Molecule: messenger RNA, 3978 nt
Organism: Leptidea sinapis
Lineage: Eukaryota; Metazoa; Arthropoda; Insecta; Lepidoptera; Pieridae
Gene: Ric
Product: GTP-binding protein Rit2
Exons: 5
Coding region: 304-963 (219 amino acids)
Biological process (GO): Ras protein signal transduction
Cellular component (GO): plasma membrane
Molecular function (GO): GDP binding; GTPase activity; GTP binding
Source: RefSeq, a predicted model, not a curated record
CAUUAUAUUUUAUCACUAACUUGUUCCUAUCACUAUCAGCUGGUUUACAAAAUUAUUAUAAUAAAAAUAAUAUUAUCCAUAGAUAUUCUUGAAGUGAUAAAAAUGUAAAUUAAUGUCAGACGCAUUUUUUACUUGAUAAAAUGUGUUAAGAAUGGUGUUUAAUUGAUUAUUUGUGGUAUUUUGAGUAAAGUGGUAGUGUUGGGGAGCGGUCUUUGCAGAUGGAGGGCGAGGAAUUCAAGUGUCUCGAGUGACCGCAGCGAGCGCGGCUCGGGUGGGCCCCCGAGCGCGCAGGCAUGUGGCGAUAUGACCGAGGCUGCGGGCACGUCGCGUGGCCUUCGAGUCUACAAAAUCGUAGUUCUCGGAGAUGGGGGUGUUGGCAAAUCUGCGGUCACCUUACAAUUUGUCAGUCACAGUUUUCUGGAUUACCAUGAUCCUACAAUAGAGGAUUCAUAUCAACAACAAGCUGUUAUAGAUGGAGAACCAGCACUUCUUGACAUUUUGGAUACUGCCGGACAGGUUGAAUUUACUGCAAUGAGAGAGCAGUACAUGCGGUGUGGUGAAGGUUUCAUGAUCUGUUACUCCGUAACUGACAAGAGGUCGUUCAGGGCUGCUUCUGAAUACAAGCGAUUGUUAGCACAGGCCAGACCUACUGAGAGAUUGCCGUUAGUUCUCGUAGGGAAUAAAUUGGACUUGGCUCCAAGAUUUAGACAGGUGACAAGUGAAGAGGGAAAAGCGCUUGCAACGCAGUUGGGCUGUCCAUUCUUCGAGACUUCUGCCGCGCUGAGACACUUCGUCGAUGAUGCAUUCCACGCGCUUAUCAGAGAGAUAAGAAGACUUGAGAGACAGCGGCAGUCGUCGCUGGUAGGCGCGGGAGUGACCAGCGGUGGUGGAAGACGCCGGUGGCGUCGUCUACGCAGUAUAUUUGCGUUUGUCUUUCGUCGCAAGAAGCGUCCUGCCACCUGACUCAGCAGUAAAUUGUGAGAUUAAAAAUAUACUCAUCAUAUAUGUCAGCAUUUCUGCUUUAAACGUUGGAGAUACGUUUUUUUUCCACCGACGAUGAAGGCUAACACGAAACGGUCUUCUGAUUUCCUCUGGGGAAACAAAGUCUUAAAAGUGAAAAUCGUAUAAUAUUAUAUUACACCUAUAAACAACAUAUUAAAUUGAAGUACUACCGGAUUUUAAUCCUUUUUAAAAUAAAUUCAGAUUACGUGACUUCAUGAAUCGUAAAUAAGGAAACUCGAGAUAAUACAGUAUUUUGUAAGCAAAUUAAUUUUUUUGACCAACCUAAGACCAAAACAAUAAUUUAUUAAAUAUGAAAUGAAAUAUAAGUGAACAUUAAGGUGUCAUAAUGAAAAAAAAAACAUUGGUAUAAAACGAUUAAUUAAAUUUUAUUAUGAAAUAAAAUAUUAAUUACAUACAUAAUAAUGUGUUACUUAUUCUUUUAGAUAAUGUACCUUUUACUACCUCAUAUUUAUGUUUAUAUAACUUACCAUAAGUAGUUAUUAGUAUAAUUUAUAGCUGUCGUAUGCCGUGAAAUUAGACUUUUAGCUGUUAAAUAUAGAUUAUAUAAACAUAUAAUUCAUACUCGAUAGGAAUGUUGUCUUGUUAUUUUUGUCUGUGACUCAGCAUAAAAACUCUUUUGAACAAUUUGGCUGUCAACCUUUGCCUUAUUUUAAAGGUCACACAAAAAUAGAGUUUUUAUGUAAUUUUAGGUUAUUAACACCUGGCCGGAUUAACAUGUUACUAUAGUAAUAUAUUAUGAUUCUUCCUAACUAAUGGCCUACUAAAGAAAUAUUUUUUAAUUAACAUGUAAAACAUCUAAUUUUAAAAGGCUUACAAUUUAUUGUGGUAACUGGAAAAAGUCUUCCGGAUGUCAGUAUCGAAGAAAAUUUUAAUUUUUAAUUAUUAUAAUAAUUGGGAUAUCAAUAAAAGUUUAUUCGUUUUUACUAGUGAUGGGCUGAAUUUGGUUUGAACCGAAUACGAACUUCGGCCAAACAUUCGGAAAAACUAAAAAUUCGGCCGAAGUUCGGUUGGAUUUCGCCGCGCUUUCUCGGGAGUGAAAGGUCGCGUCUUGUUUAUGCAUCGCGGUUAGCUACACCCCAACCGCACCCCCGCGAGAGCCUGGGUCGGUCAUCUUCAUGACGCGUGCGUUUUACUUCAACAUUUAACAUAUUUCGUUGAGAAAUAAUACUUUUUUUUUGUUGCAAGUGUCAACAAAGAGUUUGUUUUUUUUAACAGAUUGACAGAUUUUAGGUUCUAUUAUUUUCAAUAAAAAAAGUGCAGAUAUUUUGAUUAGUUUUUUUACCUACCGAAUAAGCCUAACUUCGGCCGAUUGCCGAAGUUCUGUUCAAGCCGUUCGGUUAAACCGUAUGUAAAACGAAUUUCAGCCCAUCCCUAGUAUUUACUGUAAUAACUUAUAUUGAAAUCUAACUUGUGCGUUAGUUACACGCCAUGAAUAUUUACUGAGAAAUAAAUUUUAUCCAUUUAUAUUUGGCACGGCAAAAUAACAGUUGCUUGCGAUUUUUGUAGUCUCAUUAGUGUUUCUAGAAUUUUAUAAAAGUAUUUUGUAAACGCAUUCGAUUGCGCGUUAGAUAUAGAUUAAACGGAAUUGAUAAAUAUAGUAAUUUCAUUAGUAGCGGUCCCGUAAUCCGCCCAGUAGUAACACGUAUAGGCGCGUUUUAGUGAUUUUAAUAUGAACAACCCCAUUUAUUAUAGGUACCUACAUUGAGGUAUUAAGUUAACUGUUAAAUUGAUCGAUUUUUCUUAGACUAAAAGAACUGAUAAGGGCUUCAACUUUUAUCAUCGCGGAACUUUAACAUACUUAAUUAUUAUGACGGGUAUCUCACGAUAUAUAUUUUAUUAUUUUGAUGCCGAUGCAGAAGCUAUCAAAAUUAAAAAAAUCCUAAGAAUUUUAAUAAUGAGGAUCGUUUUAGACUAAACAUGGAAUCCCGUGGUCUCUCUCUGCAGUACAAAUGCAACAAAAAGACCCGAAAGAAUGGACGUCGCCAGUAGUGUGUCGUGUAUUAGGGAAUCAAAGACCUAAACGAAUUAGGCGCCACGUGGACAGAUUGAUGUACUAUUAGUGUCAAGUGUCAAAAGAGAUUCUCGCCGCCUCCGCAGUUCCGCCGCGACCACGACUCAUGCAAUUAGAUCGAAAUAUCGGCAUCAAAUUAAUCUUAAUAUAUCAAAAAUAUAAAAUUCUCAUGUCGCGGUGUUUGUAGUUAAACUCCUUCGAAACGGCUUGACCGAUUCUCAUGAAAUUUUGAGUGCAUAUUGGGUAGGUCUGAGAAUCGGACAACAUCUAUUUUUCAUCUCCCUAAAUGUUAAGGGUGGUACACGCAUUUUUUUUUUAAAUUUGUUUGAUUAUGAGUCAGCACUAAAAAUACGUACAACGUUUGCUGGGUCAGCUAGUAUAUUAUAUAAAUCUAGUGUCCCGAUGUUUGUUUCCAGUGAACUCCUAAACUAAUGAACGGAUUUUAAUGGGGAUUACUUCAUAGAGUGCAGUUUAGUCCAACUUGAUAGAUACGAUAGUUUUUAUUUCGAUUUGGAACCUUAAUAAUUUUUUAUUUCCAAUAUUUGUUUUGUAUGGACAUAUUUUCUUUAAGAUAAUUUAUUGCCGCACAGUUUGACAGUUCUGCUGUCAAUUUCAUUAUAACAGCAGGGAGCAUUUUCAUUUUACGUAAUAAAAUUUUCUAUCGAGUCCUAAACCUUUUUCUUUUAGUCUAAGCAUAGUUCGUGUUAGUAAUUUAUUGAUCAUUUAGUGUUGCCAUUUCGGUAGAUUUAAAUUUUACCUUAGAGUACAAUUUAAGUGAGAUCCAAUGAGCUACUCGUAAUCUGUGUGACAGAGACAGCAAUAAGGUAGAGAUGAAAAAAGAGUUAUAUUUACAUAAUAUUAUAUGCUAAUUAUAUGAUAAUCAAUGUGUGUUUUAUUAGUGUUGUGUGAAAUUGAUAUUGUUACGUUAGGUCGAUACGCACAAA